Molecule: messenger RNA, 1545 nt
Organism: Lolium rigidum
Lineage: Eukaryota; Viridiplantae; Streptophyta; Magnoliopsida; Poales; Poaceae
Product: premnaspirodiene oxygenase-like
Exons: 2
Coding region: 1-1545 (514 amino acids)
Molecular function (GO): heme binding; oxidoreductase activity, acting on paired donors, with incorporation or reduction of molecular oxygen; monooxygenase activity
Source: RefSeq, a predicted model, not a curated record
AUGGACGACUCGACGUACAACACCAUCCUCCUGGCCCUCCUGGCGGUGUCCAUGAUCUACUUCUUCAAGCCGACGUCGGCGCGCCGUCCGCCGGGCCCUCGCACGCUGCCGAUCAUCGGGAGCGUGCACCACUUCGUGAACACGCUGGUGCAUCGCCGGCUGCGGGACCUUGCCGGCGCGCACGGCCCCAUCAUGAUGCUGAAGAUCGGGCCGAUGCCGCUGGUGGUGGUGACGUCGCGGGAGCUGGCGCGGGAAGUGCUCAAGGUGCAGGACCCAAACUUCGCGAACCGCCCCAGGCUGCUCGUCGGCGGCAUCUGCGGCUACGGCUGGACGGACAUCAUCUUCGCGCCGACCAGCGACUACUGGCGCAAGAUCCGCAAGCUGUGCAUCCACGAGAUCCUGAGCCCGAAGCGGGUGCUCCAGUUCGGGUUCAUCCGGGAGGAGGAGGUGCGCCGGCAGGUGGAGCUCGUCCGCGUCGCCGCCAGGCAAGGGGUGCCGGUGGACGUGACGAGGAUGGUGUACGACAUCAGCAGCCGGACCAUCUCCCGGUCGGCGUUCGGGGAGGUGCGGCCCGACAUGCCGGUGUUCCAGCACGCCAUCAAGCGGGUGGUCGGGUUGUCCAGCGGGUUCAACGUGCCGGACCUUUUCCCGCGGCUAAGGGAGGUGCUCGGCGAGGCCACCGGGAUGAAGCGGAAGCUCCGGGAGAUACACCGGACGUUCGACGAUAUCCUCGUGGACAUCAUCGAGGGCAGGAGGAAGGUGCGCGCCGAGAGGGUGGCCGGCGGCAAGGAGGUCGUCGACGAGAACGUCGUGGACGUCAUGCUCACCUUGCAGAAGGGCGACAACCCCUGGGGUUUUCCUGUCACGGACAACACCAUCAAAGCAGUCGUGCUGGACAUGUUCGCCGGCGGCACGGGGACGUCCGGCUCGUCGACGGAGUGGGCGAUGUCAGAGAUCAUGCGUACCCCGCGGGUGUUGAAGAAGCUACAGGAUGAGGUCCGGCGCGCGUUCCACGGCAAGGAGACCAUCAGCGAGACGGAGCUGCGCAGCAACAGCGUGAGGUACCUGAAGCUGACGAUGAAGGAGGCGAUCCGGCUGCACCCGGCGGCGCCGCUCCUGGUCCCGAGGGAGAGCAUCGAGACGACGGAGCUGGGCGGGUACGUGGUGCCGGCCAAGUCUAGGAUGGUGGUGAACGCGUGGGCCAUCUCGCGGGACCCGCGGUACUGGAAGGACCCGGAGGAGUUCGUGCCGGAGCGGUUCGAGGAGGAGGGUGCCGUCGACUUCCACGGCCUCCACUUCGAGUUCACGCCGUUCGGGGCGGGCAGGAGGAUGUGCCCCGGGUACAACUACGGGCUCGCAGGCAUGGAGCUCGCGCUGUUCCAGCUCAUGUACCACUUCGACUGGUCGCUGCCUGCCGGCGUGGAGGAGGUGGACAUGGCGGAGGCCAUGGGGCUCGGCGUGCGCCGGAAGAACCCUCUCAUGCUCUGCGCCACACCCUACGUCGUGCCUCCUCCUGCAGCUGAUCCCAUCGUGACUUCGACAUGA